Messenger RNA from Balaenoptera musculus (blue whale), 8997 nucleotides. It is a transcript of the gene PLXNA1, whose product is annotated as plexin A1. The coding region runs from base 267 to 5972 and encodes 1901 amino acids. The record is from RefSeq and is a predicted model, not a curated record. NCBI's taxonomy places the organism in Eukaryota, Metazoa, Chordata, Mammalia, Artiodactyla, Balaenopteridae. Gene Ontology annotation, molecular function: semaphorin receptor activity; protein binding. Gene Ontology annotation, biological process: regulation of cell shape; semaphorin-plexin signaling pathway involved in axon guidance; negative regulation of cell adhesion. Gene Ontology annotation, cellular component: semaphorin receptor complex. The transcript has 32 exons.
GCCGGUCCGCAUCCGCGCGGCUGGCGCCCCAUUCAUGCUGGGCAGCGGCGGCGGCCACGCAGUGGAUCCCGGGCGCGGCGGCCUCGGCCUGGGUGGCCUGCGAGGCUUCGGCGGCCCCGCGGCGGGGCGGGGCGGACGGUGGCGCGGGCGGCGGGCGGCGAUGGCCGGCGGCGGGCGCGCCCCGGGGCAGCCCGGCUGAGGCUCCCGGCCCCGUGAAGCGCAUCCCUGCAGGACCUGAGCGCCGCAGCCCGAGGCCGCAGCCCGUCAUGCUGCUGCCGCAUCUGAGCCCACGGGCGCUGCUGCCGCCACUGCUUUUGCUGCUGCUGCUGCUGCUGGGGGCCGCGCCGCGGGCGGGUGGGGGUCCACAGCCCCCUUUCCGCACCUUCACGGCCAGUGACUGGGCCCUCACCCACCUGGUGGUCCACGAGCAGACGGGCGAGGUGUACGUGGGCGCCGUGAACCGCAUCUACAAGCUGUCGGGGAACCUGACGCUGCUGCGGGCGCACGUGACGGGCCCCGUGGAGGACAAUGAGAAGUGCUACCCACCACCCAGCGUGCAGUCCUGCCCGCACGGCUUGGGCAGCACCGACAACGUCAAUAAGCUGCUGCUGCUGGACCAGGCCGCCAACCGCCUGCUGGCCUGUGGCAGCGCCUCGCAGGGCAUCUGCCAGUUCCUGCGGCUGGACGACCUCUUCAAGCUGGGCGAGCCCCACCACCGCAAGGAGCACUACCUGUCGGGCGUGCGCGAGGCGGGCAGCAUGGCGGGCGUGCUGAUCGCCGGGCCUCCCGGCCAGGCGCAGGCCAAGCUCUUCGUGGGCACGCCCAUCGACGGCAAGUCCGAGUACUUCCCCACGCUGUCCAGCCGCCGGCUCAUGGCCAACGAGGAGGAUGCCGAGAUGUUCGGUUUCGUGUACCAGGACGAGUUCGUGUCCUCGCAGCUGAAGAUCCCCUCGGACACGCUGUCCAAGUUCCCGGCCUUCGACAUCUACUACGUGUACAGCUUCCGCAGCGAGCACUUCGUCUACUACCUCACCCUGCAGCUAGACACGCAGCUGACCUCGCCCGACGCCGCCGGCGAGCACUUCUUCACGUCCAAGAUCGUGCGGCUGUGCGUGGACGACCCCAAGUUCUACUCCUACGUCGAGUUCCCCAUCGGCUGCGAGCAGGCGGGCGUGGAGUACCGCCUGGUGCAGGACGCCUACCUGAGUCGGCCUGGCCGCGCCCUGGCCCGCCAGCUGGGCCUGGCCGAGGACGAGGAGGUGCUGUUCACCGUGUUUGCCCAGGGCCAGAAGAACCGCGUGAAGCCGCCCCGGGAGUCGGUGCUGUGCCUCUUCACCCUCAGGGCCAUCAAGGAGAAGAUCAAGGAGCGCAUCCAGUCGUGCUACCGCGGCGAGGGCAAGCUCUCGCUGCCCUGGCUGCUGAACAAGGAGCUGGGGUGCAUCAACUCGCCUCUCCAGAUCGACGACGACUUCUGCGGGCAGGACUUCAACCAGCCGCUGGGCGGCACGGUCACCAUCGAGGGGACGCCCCUGUUCGUGGACAAGGACGACGGCCUGACCGCUGUGGCCGCCUACGACUACCGGGGCCGCACCGUGGUGUUCGUGGGCACACGCAGCGGCCGCAUCCGCAAGAUCCUGGUGGACCUGGCGAACCCCGGCGGCCGGCCGGCCCUGGCCUACGAGAGCGUGGUGGCCCAAGAGGGCAGCCCCAUCCUGCGUGACCUGGUCCUCAGCCCCGACCGCCAGUACCUGUACGCCAUGACGGAAAAGCAGGUGACUCGGGUGCCCGUGGAGAGCUGUGUGCAGUACACGUCGUGUGAGCUGUGCCUGGGGUCACGGGACCCCCACUGCGGCUGGUGUGUCCUGCACAGCACCUGCUCCCGCCGGGACGCCUGCGAGCGGGCGGCCGAGCCCCAGCGCUUCGCCGCGGACCUGCUGCAGUGCGUACAGCUGACCGUGCAGCCCCGCAACGUGUCCGUGACCACGUCUCAGGUUCCGCUCGUGCUGCAGGCCUGGAAUGUGCCCGACCUCUCGGCCGGCGUCAACUGCUCCUUCGAGGACUUCACCGAGUCCGAGGGCGUCCUGGAGGAUGGCCGGAUUCACUGCCGCUCCCCCUCUGCGCGGGAGGUGGCGCCCAUCACGCGGGGCCAAGGAGACCAGCGGGUGGUUAAGCUCUACCUGAAGUCCAAGGAGACGGGCAAGAAGUUUGCGUCCGUGGACUUCGUCUUCUACAACUGCAGCGUCCACCAGUCCUGCCUGUCCUGCGUCAGCGGCUCCUUCCCUUGCCACUGGUGCAAGUACCGCCACGUGUGCACACACAACGCCGCCGACUGUGCCUUCCUGGAGGGCCGCGUCAACGUGUCCGAGGACUGCCCGCAGAUCCUGCCCUCCACCCAGAUCUACGUGCCGGUGGGUGUGGUGAAGCCCAUCACCCUGGCUGCCCGGAACCUGCCGCAGCCGCAGUCGGGCCAGCGGGGCUAUGAGUGCCUGUUCCACCUCCCGGGGGGCCCGGCCCGCGUCGCCGCCCUGCGCUUCAACAGCUCCAGCCUGCAGUGCCAGAACUCCUCGUACUCCUACGAGGGCAACGACGUCAGUGACCUGCCCGUGAACCUGUCCGUGGUGUGGAACGGCCACUUCGUCGUCGACAACCCGCAGAACAUCCAGGCCCACCUGUACAAGUGCCCGGCCCUGCGGGAGAGCUGCGGUCUCUGCCUCAAGGCCGACCCUCGCUUCGAGUGCGGCUGGUGCGUGUCCGAGCGCCGCUGUUCCCUGCGCCCCCACUGCCCCGCGGACUCGCCCGCUGCCUGGAUGCACGCCCGCCACGGCAGCAGCCGCUGCGCCGACCCCAAGAUCCUCAAGCUGUCCCCUGAGACGGGCCCGCGGCAGGGAGGCACGCGGCUCACCAUCACGGGCGAGAACCUGGGGCUGCGCUUUGAGGACGUGCGGUUGGGCGUGCGCGUGGGCAAGGUGCUGUGCAGCCCCGUGGAGAGCGAGUACAUCAGCGCUGAGCAGAUCGUCUGCGAGAUCGGGGACGCCAGCGCCGUGCGGGCCCACGAUGCCUUGGUGGAGGUGUGCGUGCGGGACUGCUCCCCCCACUACCGCGCCCUGUCGCCCAAGCGCUUCACCUUUGUGACGCCGACCUUCUACCGUGUGAGUCCUGCCCGAGGGCCCCUUUCGGGGGGCACCUGGAUCGGCAUCGAGGGUAGCCACCUGAACGCAGGCAGCGACGUGGCUGUGUCUGUCGGCGGCCGGCCCUGCUCCUUCUCCUGGAGGAAUUCCCGGGAGAUCCGAUGCCUGACGCCCCCCGGGCAGAGCCCCGGCAGUGCCCCCAUCGUCAUCAACAUCAACCGCGCUCAGCUCACCAAUCCCGAGGUCAAAUACAACUACACCGAGGACCCCACCAUCCUGAGGAUUGACCCCGAGUGGAGCAUCAACAGCGGAGGGACCCUCCUAACGGUCACGGGCACCAACCUGGCCACCGUCCGCGAACCCCGCAUCCGGGCCAAGUACGGAGGCGUCGAGAGGAAGAACCCCGGUGUCCCUGUCUUGCGUCCCCAGAGCUGCCUAGUGUACAACGACACCACCAUGGUGUGCCGGGCCCCGUCGGUGGACAACCCUGCCCGCAGCCCGCCCGAGCUGGGCGAGCGGCCUGACGAGCUGGGCUUUGUCAUGGACGACGUCCGGGCCUUGCUGGUGCUCAACGCCUCGACCUUCCUCUACUACCCGGACCCCGUGCUGGAGCCGCUCAGCCCCACCGGCCUCCUGGAGCUGAAGCCCGGCUCGCCCCUCAUCCUCAAGGGCCGCAACCUCCUGCCGCCGGCGCCCGGCAACUCUCGGCUCAACUACACGGUGCUCGUCGGCUCCACGCCCUGCGCCCUCACCGUGUCGGAGACACAGCUGCUCUGCGAGUCGCCCAACCUCACCGGGCAGCACAAGGUCACGGUCCGGGCCGGCGGCUUCGAGUUCUCGCCGGGGGUGCUGCAGGUGUACUCGGACAGCCUGCUGACGCUGCCCGCCAUCGUGGGCAUCGGCGGGGGCGGGGGCCUCCUGCUGCUGGUCAUCGUGGCUGUGCUCAUCGCCUACAAGCGCAAGUCGCGGGACGCCGACCGCACCCUCAAGCGCCUGCAGCUCCAGAUGGACAACCUGGAGUCCCGCGUGGCCCUCGAGUGCAAGGAAGCCUUUGCGGAGCUGCAGACGGACAUCCACGAGCUGACCAACGACCUGGACGGUGCCGGCAUCCCGUUCCUUGACUACCGCACGUACGCCAUGCGGGUCCUCUUCCCCGGCAUCGAGGACCACCCGGUGCUCAAGGAGAUGGAGGUGCAGGCUAACGUGGAGAAGUCGCUGACACUGUUCGGGCAGCUGCUGACCAAGAAGCACUUCCUGCUGACCUUCAUCCGUACGCUGGAGGCCCAGCGCAGCUUCUCCAUGCGGGACCGCGGCAACGUGGCCUCGCUCGUCAUGACGGCCCUGCAGGGCGAGAUGGAGUACGCCACGGGCGUGCUCAAGCAGCUGCUGUCCGACCUCAUCGAGAAGAACCUGGAAAGCAAGAACCACCCAAAGCUGCUGCUGCGGCGGACUGAGUCGGUGGCAGAGAAGAUGCUGACCAACUGGUUCACCUUCCUUCUGUACAAAUUCCUCAAGGAGUGCGCCGGGGAGCCGCUCUUCCUGCUCUACUGCGCCAUCAAGCAGCAGAUGGAGAAGGGCCCCAUUGACGCCAUCACGGGCGAGGCGCGCUACUCCCUGAGCGAGGACAAGCUCAUCCGCCAGCAGAUCGACUACAAGACGCUGACCCUGAACUGCGUGAACCCUGAGAACGAGAACGCGCCCGAGGUGCCGGUGAAGGGGCUGAACUGCGACACGGUGACGCAGGUCAAGGAGAAGCUGCUGGACGCCGUGUACAAGGGCGUGCCCUACUCCCAGCGGCCCAAGGCCGGGGACAUGGACCUGGAGUGGCGCCAGGGCCGCAUGGCCCGCAUCAUCCUGCAGGAUGAGGACGUCACCACCAAGAUCGAUAACGACUGGAAGAGGCUGAACACGCUGGCGCACUACCAGGUGACGGAUGGGUCCUUGGUGGCCCUGGUGCCCAAGCAGACGUCCGCCUACAAUAUCUCCAACUCGUCCACCUUCACCAAGUCCCUCAGCAGAUACGAGAGCAUGCUGCGCACCGCCAGCAGCCCCGACAGCCUGCGCUCGCGCACGCCCAUGAUCACGCCCGACCUGGAGAGCGGCACCAAGCUGUGGCACCUGGUCAAGAACCACGACCACCUGGACCAGCGCGAGGGCGACCGUGGCAGCAAGAUGGUUUCCGAGAUCUACCUGACGCGGCUGCUGGCCACCAAGGGCACGCUGCAGAAGUUCGUGGACGACCUCUUCGAGACCAUCUUCAGCACGGCGCACCGGGGCUCGGCCCUGCCGCUGGCCAUCAAGUACAUGUUCGACUUCCUGGACGAGCAGGCCGACCAGCACCAGAUCCACGACGCAGACGUGCGCCACACCUGGAAGAGCAACUGCCUGCCCCUGCGCUUCUGGGUGAACGUGAUCAAGAACCCACAAUUCGUAUUCGACAUCCACAAGAGCAGCAUCACGGACGCCUGCCUGUCGGUGGUGGCCCAGACCUUCAUGGACUCCUGCUCCACAUCUGAGCACAAGCUGGGCAAGGACUCGCCUUCCAACAAGCUGCUCUACGCCAAGGACAUCCCCAACUACAAGAGCUGGGUGGAGAGGUACUACGCAGACAUCGCCAAGAUGCCCGCCAUCAGCGACCAGGACAUGAGCGCGUACCUGGCUGAGCAGUCGCGGCUGCACCUGAGCCAGUUCAACAGCAUGAGCGCCCUGCACGAGAUCUACUCCUACAUCAGCAAGUACAAGGAUGAGAUCCUGACGGCCCUGGAGAAGGAUGAGCAGGCACGGCGGCAGCGGCUCCGGAGCAAGUUGGAGCAGGUGGUGGACACCAUGGCCCUGAGCAGCUGAGCCGUCGCCCACGGCUGCCUGGCCAGCAGGAGAGUGAGAGGGCCCUCGGGGGCGGUCCCUGUGCAGCGGCCAGAGCUGGGAGGUCCACGGAGGCAGCCUCGCCCCAGCCAUGCCAGGUGCCCUGCGCCGCGGGCCGGGUGUGCAGUCCUGGUCCCCCUCGCCGCCCCUGUCCCCUUCCCGCCUGCGGGGGUCCCGGCUCUUAUUGGUGUGGGUGAGACGGUGCCUGCAGCACCCUCCACGCCCAGAGCUGCUCGCCGUGGGGCUGGGGAGCCCAGGUGUGGCCGGGGGCCUUCUCAGGACAGUGGGUGACUGCUGAGGUCCCCGGGGUGAGGCAGGAGUCCUCCUGUAGGGAGAGGUUGGGCUGCCGAGGCCAGGAGGGCCAGGCCCAGGGGCUGGGAGGGGGUCAGCUGUGCCCGGCUCCCUAGGCAGAGUCUGAGGGCUGGGGCGUGGCUGGCGGCUGGGCGGGGAGACUGAAUGCUCAGGGCCCAGCCACGGUGAGCUGAAGUCGGUCCAGGCGUCACCACCCACCUGCCACGUGCCGGCAACCCUACACUCACCAGUGCACCGCCGCUGCCAUCCUCCGAUUCACCGCGUGCUCUCCGCGGCCGAGGCCAGAGCGCCACGUCGACCUCGCCCAGAGAGAGGCCCCCGGCUCCCUCCCAUGGAGGGGCUGCAGGACGGCUCCACGCAGGGCCCAAGUGACUUCCAGAAGGACUCGGAUCCCGUUCCGUCCUCAGGGCUGUGCCUCUGGGAGCCGCUGGGGCCUGGGGCUCCGGGUCAUGUGUGCACGUUCCCCUUAUUUAUUCCCCCCACCGCGCCCACCCCCGUCCCGGGCUGAGCUCUCGGCUGUGGAGGUCCCGGGAGCAGCCCCGAGCACCCUCCUCCCCCUCCCUGGCCCCGACCCGCCUUCCAGCGGCGUCAGUCUGGCCCCUCAGCAGCGUGCUGGCCCCUCGGAGCGGGGGGACAUCUGGGGGCUGUUGCUCGUGUUUUAGGGGAGCAAGGGGGUCCUACUGUGCUCUGCUUGGGCAGCGGGGCCGUGGGGGCCUCGGACCACACCCACUGGCCUGGCCAGGAGCAGGACGCGGUGACCAGGGGGCCUACAGAGCCGGUCUGCCCGUCCUGCUCUCAGCGAGCAAAAGAACGCGUUUUUAAUUAAAAAAUCUGUACAUAUAUAUCCAUAUAUAUAUAUAUAUAUAUAUGUGGCUCUAGCCUGUCUCCAGCCCCAGUGGGGUCCUGUACAGUUACCUGGAGGAGGAGGAAUUUUACACUUUAGAAUAAGAGAAUUAAGGGAGCGGGAAAGCAAUACCAAAUGGUCGUGGAGAAAGUGGCCAGAGCUUCCCCGCUGGAGCACCCCCGAGGCCUCCGCCCUCGACCUGCGGGUCGUCCUGUUUUCGUUUUGACGUGAGAAGGAGAGGACUUCUCGGGCCGAGAGCUUCCCGGACGCGGGCCGUGGAUUCCUGCAUGACUGUGCUAGCGUUUAGUCUGACUUGAUCUUUUUAAAACUGCAAGUGUUGAAUACUAGAGGUUGUUAGGCCUUUUUUUCAUGUUUUUUAAUUAAUCAGUCACUUGUGAAGGCAGUGGCCUGUCCCCUUUUCAAUUCACUUUUUCGACGGUACUACAGAUUCCCGCGGACUUUCAGGGACAGCUAGCUGUGGCCGGCCCCGCGCCCCCGGCCGCCCGUCUUGGGUUCCCCCCAAGCAGCGUGAGCCAGACCGCACACCACCAUCAGCCAAGGAGCUGCUCCCUCGCGGGAGGAGGGGUGAAACCCGCCACCUCCUGACUCAGGGAGCUCCUGGAACCGGGGUGAAGGGGUCCCUGGGCCCCGUGGGCACUGAGCAAGGCUCGGGCCCCCCACGCGGUGGGUGUCCAGCAGGAGCUCAGGCCGGGCGGGCGCCGGCCGGGGCCGGGUUCCGUCCGGGUUCCGUCCGGGUGCAGGUCUCGCUCCCCCCGAGUCUUCCCUGAAGCUGCUUCUGAUCGAAGCCCCCGUUCUUCCAGCCCCGCUCGGGUCAGGGGGCUCCUCAGCCGCUGCGCCGCCGUCUUCAGAAUCCAGUCCCAGCCCCCGUUCCUCGGGCCUUCCCGGCCCCGUGCUUGCCCCGCGGGCGGCGGGCUGGGCGGUGGUGACGCAGGAGGGGAGCCAGCCCUGCGGGCGCGAGGCCUCGUGGAGCGCGUGCGCGGGCCAGGUGCAAGCACUUUAGCGCCGUCUGUUUACACACGAGCUGAUCGCUGACCUACGCCUGCAGUCCAGUCCGCAGCACGGCCGCCCCUUCCUCUCCCGGGGCUGGAGUCAGGCCAAGUCCUCCUCCUCGCUCGUCUCCAUGGUCCUGCUGGCCCUACUGCACCUUCGGCACUGGGCCCAGGCGCCCGCCGUCACCUCCCCGUCCUCCUGCCGGGCACUCGGACCCCAAGCUCCGGCUCUGGCCUGAGGGUGGCCGGAGUGUGGUGUGGGAGCGCUGCUCCGCGCAGGUGGGCGGCCCCCAAGGCCCCUCUGCAGCCCCAGGGCCGGGGGUCUGGGCCGUGGUGUGGGGCGGUGUGCCGGGAUGCCUGCCGCCCCGGGCCCCCUCCCGCCCUCGCCCGCACGCGUCUCAGGAGCGCCAGGACGGCUCGGCCUCGGUCGGGAGGCUAGCCUCUCCAUAUACCUCGAGCUUGCCCGCACUCCCCGACCCGGGCCCCAGGCCGACGGGAGAGGUCCCCCCGCCCUCCCCGCUUUGCCCUUGCUGAGCGAGCCCCGCCAGUGCUGGAGCUGAGGGCUCACGCCGUUGGUGCUACACAAGCUAGAAUAGAUAUAUUUAGAGAGAGAGAUAUUUUUAAGACGAAGCCCACGAUUAGCUGUCCUUUGACGCCGCAAACCCCCACCCAAAAGAAGAGCGAUCGCUCGGCAGCCUGAGCGGCCCCUCUGCCGCCGCCUCUCCCGGGGGCGGUGUGGCUCGCAGGCUGUGUAAAUACACGGCCAUUUCCUAUUUUACUGUCUCAGAUUUAGUACUUGUAAAUAAACACACAUUAAGGAGAGAAUAAACAUUUUUGCUAA